This is a messenger RNA of Adineta ricciae, 573 nucleotides long. The record is from the annotation of a GenBank genome assembly. Lineage: Eukaryota; Metazoa; Rotifera; Eurotatoria; Adinetida; Adinetidae.
AUGUGGAGUUGUCGACGAGCGGCCAUCGCGACUAUAAGCUUUGUGAUACUAUUCUGCACUGUUAUAUAUUGCAACCAAGUCAUAUUUCAUUGGUCAAUUCUGAGAAGUGAUUCAGCAAGAGCUUUCUUAUUAGCGCACGAUCUCUGGAUGCGUCGUCCGUUUACUCGGUACAAUUUGAUUGUUGAACAGGAAGGCUACUCCGUGAAGCAAUGUCGUCAAGAAUUCGAAGUAUUCAAUGAAAAAAUCGUUGCUGUAACUGAAAACACAUGUGUGAACAACACGUGGUAUGAGAGGGCACCCAUGAUGCAUGUGUCCGAUAUGUUUGCAGAUAUCGAAGCAUUUAACCUGCACGAAAAAUGUGGUCCGAAUGGGUGUGACUGCGAUGGACGUUACGCUAUACGAGCUGUGUAUGACAAAAAAUUCGGCUACCCUCGAAGUUUAGUGUACGGUUUUGAACCAUAUGAUUCCAUAGAUUGGCUUUCAGUAUUCUCAACAGGGAUGGUAUGUACCUUGAUAGGAACUAUACACAAACCGUCGAUGAAUAUUACUCUUAAGCCUCUUGAAUCUGCGUGA